CAAAAAAAUUAAUGAAAGAAAGAAGAGUGAGAACAAGAAAGAACGUCUGUCUUGAAAAGUGGAAUGAGCUAUUCUAUCGCAUGACGUGCCCCUGCAAUUUCUGAUGGAGUCGAACCCCCAGCCUUCAGCUAAUGGUCCUCCCCCAAAACCGUGGGAGAGAGCAGGUUCCUCAUCUGGUCCUGCACCUUUUAAACCCCCAUCAGCUGGAAGCACAAGUGAUGUAGUUGAGGCUUCAGGAACUGCUAAACCUGGAGAAAUAGUUUCAAGUUCCGAUAGAAAUGCCACUGUUAAUAGAAAUGCUCUUGCUAGGCCUGUUCCCUCAAGGCCGUGGGAGCAGAACUAUGGGAGCAGCAGCAACUACGGAGGCUAUGGUUCCACUAUGAACUAUAACUCGGGUUACGGCUCCGGAAUCUCCGGAAUGUCUGGAAUGUCUGGAAUGUAUGGUUCAUCAUAUGGUGGAACUGGAGGAUUAUAUGGUGGGGGAAUGUAUGGCAACAACAGCAUGUAUAGGGGAGGGUAUGGAGGUGGAAUGUACGGAUCUUCUGGGAUGUAUGGAGGUGGAAUGUACAAUAGUGGUCUUGGAAGCCAGAUGGGUGGUAUUGGAAUGGGCAUGGGUGGCCCUUAUGGAGGUCAAGAUCCAAAUGAUCCAUAUGGUGGUCCUCCAUCUCCACCAGGGUUUUGGAUUUCAGUACUUCGGGUGACGCAAGGUGUGGUAAACUUUUUUGGUCGAAUUGCAAUUCUCAUAGACCAGAACACCCAGGCAUUCCAUAUGUUCAUGUCUGCACUUCUUCAGCUUUUUGAUCGCUCUGGAUUAUUGUAUGGAGAGCUGGCUAGAUUUGUAUUAAGGAUACUGGGAGUUAAAACAAAACCCAAUAAGGUUCAUCCACAAGGUCCCAACGGGGGUCCUCUCCAUGGACCCCAUGGACCCCAUGGACCCCAGAACUACAUCGAGGGUCCAAGACCUGCUCCGAGUGGUGGUUGGGACAAUGUUUGGGAAAAUGAUACCAGUAAAUGAUGGGACUUUACAAAACAGUGUCAUCUUGCUUGCCCCCCUGUGAAUCUUGCUUGCAUUUAGAGAACCAGAAAAGGAGAAAAGGAUCUCUUCCAACCCCAAUUUGAGUGAACGGAAAUGCCAAUAUGAAUGUUGAUGUGGUGUCAUGUAGUCUCUGCAGCUCGUGUGGCUCGUUAGAUGACUAGUCAGUUAAAAAAUAGCAAUAAUAAGAUAUAAGCUUUGUAUCAUGAAUUUGAAUAUGGAUGACUACCAAUUAUAAGUUGUGAUUGACAUCCUCGUUCUUGAUCUUAUUCUACCUGCCACAAUAAAUCCUCUGAUCUUGGAAAUUAA
Messenger RNA from Prunus persica (peach), 1342 nucleotides. RefSeq names its product peroxisomal membrane protein 13. The record is from RefSeq and is a predicted model, not a curated record. Lineage: Eukaryota; Viridiplantae; Streptophyta; Magnoliopsida; Rosales; Rosaceae. Gene Ontology annotation, biological process: protein import into peroxisome matrix, docking. The coding region runs from base 104 to 1015 and encodes 303 amino acids. Gene Ontology annotation, cellular component: peroxisome; peroxisomal importomer complex; peroxisomal membrane. The transcript is spliced from 5 exons.